AUGCAGGAUAUUUCAGUAGUGCCAUCAUUCAAUAUUGGUAGAGAACGUCGCCUACUGAGAGCCAGACUCACGUUCAUUGUGAAGGUGGAGAAAAAGGUGCUGUGUAUGGCGAACAGAAGGCACCAACCGGUAGCUUUCGAUGAGGCAAUCCUGAAGGAAAAGAUUUCUAGGGAGGAUGGAGUCUCCUGGAUGACUGCAUGUGUUCCAAACAUUGAUCAUUCUCAUGGCUCUUCUCUGAACCCCCUCCAAUUUUCUCAACUUGUUGGCACCAGAAGUGGACACCAUAUUCCAGCAACAGCUGCACCUGUGCCAACCUCUAUCUCUCUAAGUGAGAUGGUCUUGCUCGGCCUCUCACAGCCCCAGGUCCUUAGCCUGGCUUUGGCCAGCUUUCUCCUCCUCUCCUACUCAGCCGUGCUGCUGGGGAACCUGUCCAUUAUCCUGACCAUCCGCACUGAGCCACGCCUGGCCGCUUCCCCCAUGUACUACCUUCUAGGCAACCUCUUUCUGGUGGACCUGUGCUACACCUCAGUCACCACCCCCCAGAUGGCCCUUGGACUGCUCUCUGGCCAUGCCACCAUCCCCUUGGGAGAGUGUCUGGGCCAUCUCUUCUUCCUGCACUUCUUGGGCUGCACCGAGAUAUUCCUCCUCACCGCCAUGGCCUACGACCGCUACGUAGCCAUCUGCCAGCCUCUGUACUACACGACCAUCAUGGGCUACUGCACCUGCGCCGGGUUAGUGGCCGGCUCCUGGAUGGGGGCCCUGGCCCACUCUUUGGUACAGACUCUACUGGCAGCCACAUUGCCCUACUGUGGCCCCAACCGCAUCGACCACUAUUUCUGUGAUGUGGCCCCACUGCUAGGCGUUGCCUGCACUGACACGUCCCUAAUGGAGAUCCUGGUGGUGUCCAACACCAGGGCCAUCUCCCUGGGCUGCUUCCUGGUGUUGCUGGUCUCCUACGCGGUCAUCUUGGCCUCCCUGCGGCGCCUCUUUGCUGAGGGCAGGCGCAAGGCCCUGUCCACCUGCAGGGCCCAUCUGAUGGUGGUGGCCAUCUUUUUUGGACCCUGCAUCUUCAUCUACACUAGGCCCUUCUCCACCAUCCCUGCUGACAAGGUGGUGUCGCUGUUGGCCACUGUGGUGAUACCCGUGCUCAACCCACUGAUCUACACCCUAAGGAACACAGAGAUGAAGGGAGCCAUGAGGCAGCUGUGGGGCAAGCAGGUGAGAGCAGAGAAGUGA
This is a messenger RNA of Gopherus evgoodei (Goodes thornscrub tortoise), 1236 nucleotides long. Its product is annotated as olfactory receptor 1509-like. The coding region runs from base 1 to 1236 and encodes 411 amino acids. The transcript has 4 exons. Gene Ontology annotation, molecular function: olfactory receptor activity; G protein-coupled receptor activity. Gene Ontology annotation, cellular component: membrane. The record is from RefSeq and is a predicted model, not a curated record. NCBI's taxonomy places the organism in Eukaryota, Metazoa, Chordata, Testudines, Testudinidae. Gene Ontology annotation, biological process: G protein-coupled receptor signaling pathway.